Colletotrichum truncatum is the source of this 201-nucleotide messenger RNA. NCBI's taxonomy places the organism in Eukaryota, Fungi, Ascomycota, Sordariomycetes, Glomerellales, Glomerellaceae. The record is from RefSeq and is a predicted model, not a curated record.
AUGUCGGCCUGGUCGGAGCAAAAAUCACAAAACCGCACGUUGCAGAUACUCGACACUGCAACCAAGGGCAAAUAUGGUGUUCUCGGCGUGGUCAUUUACAACAUCGAGCAUCUCACUGCGGUUGUAAAGGCAGCAGAAGCAAAGAGAUCACCGGUUCUUAUCCUCCUGUUCCCGUCUGCAGUCACACAGCUACCUACUCUU